Messenger RNA from Anneissia japonica, 3107 nucleotides. RefSeq names its product golgin subfamily A member 6-like protein 22. The transcript has 19 exons. Gene Ontology annotation, biological process: smoothened signaling pathway. Bases 1 to 3057 code for a protein of 1018 amino acids. Gene Ontology annotation, cellular component: plasma membrane protein complex; ciliary membrane. The record is from RefSeq and is a predicted model, not a curated record. Lineage: Eukaryota; Metazoa; Echinodermata; Crinoidea; Comatulida; Comatulidae.
AUGUAUCUGCUAUUUCUUGAUGAAAUAAAUUUUCAGGCUAGAUACGUAGAAGUACUUGGAGAUGGUGUUGUAGAUGUCAAUAGUGACAUAAUUCAAGUGUUGUACUUUACAACUGUAGUAUCACAUGAUGUAUUGAAUUCCAAUACUGGAGCAUUUGAAGUUUCCAUUGUUGAUUACGUUGACGGAUUUGUUGUUGACUACUUUGAUGAAUUUGUCCCAGCAUUCGGCACUGUUGGCCUAAUAGUAACUGUAUCCAGUCUGUCAUACACAAGCAGUUCAUUAAAAGUUGGAGAGAAUAUAACACUUUCAUACAAAGCAUACUUCAAUGCAGAUACACUCUCUAGGGAUGGUGAAAAUCUGUAUUUACCAGUGACUGUUAAAUGGAAAACCCUGUCAAAAUCCCACUUAAAACCUUUGUUUUCAGGCACUCAACAUGGACCUAUUCAGGAUAGCAUUUGUGUGCAGAUUAUUGCAAAUUAUGAUUCCUCUGAGCCUGUGACAAAACACGGCUUAGCCGCACUCGCCUUCUUUAUAUGUGUUCUGAUCGCUGUAAUCUUUGUUGUAAUUGUUGCUAUUCUAUGCAUCCAGUUCUGCUACAUAGGUCCAUAUUCGAUCGUGCAGCCUGUAGAGAGGGGACAAACACGAGGGCUUUUGAUAGACAGCAACUUAGCAGGAAAGACAAUUGCCUGUAGUUAUGAAGAAUCUUCAUUGGUAUCAGUGAAUGAGAGUAUAGUUAUGAUUCUAAUUCUGGAACAGAGUUCAAAGAAAUACAUAGAGUUUGAUAAUUUGGAUAUUUUGAAUACAAUUACUCUUGAUGUUGAGCUUGAAGAGCAGAGAGUUGAGGCUAUGGCCAAGUCGUUUGAGUUACUUAUUCAAAAAUGGGCACAAAAGAAAGAAAUAGCAAAGGAAGUGGAUAGCAAAGUGGGAAUGGAAUUUCAAAGGCGUUUGAAGGAUUUAACGAAGAAGAUGAAUAGUGAACUUAGACGAGAUUCUCUAUUGUUGAGAAAACAAUUGACUGCUAUGAACAGUAUUAAACUGAUCCAACUACAAAAGAAACAAAAAAAGGAAAAUCAGAAGGCCUUUGAUGACACGAUGUCUCUGCAUGAUGGUCACGGUCAAUCAGAUAUCAUGCAGCUAUUACAGCAGCAGCAUCAAGCGGAGACAGAAAAAUUGUUGUUUAUGCUUAAGCUUCAACAAGAUGAAAAUCAAGAGGUCUUACGAAAGGAAUAUGCCAUUCAAAAGCGUAUUGGAAUCAGGUCCAUCCAGCAGGAAUGCUUGGAUGAGGUGAUUACACAAGGAAACUUGAAUGAGGAACAAGCUAGGGAGUUAAUAACAGAUCACUGGCAAAAUAUGGCCGUCAUGGAAGUAAGAAUGGAUGAAGAAAUAUCAAAACAGAGGAUGUUUCUCGAAGAACAAUUUGAGCGACACAAAGUUCUAGUGGCCAGAAAUGUUUCCCAAGAGGAGCAUCAUAAAGGAAUUCUAAACAUGAUGGUAAAGCAGACAGUGGGUGUGCUAUACCAACUACAUGAAGAUGAUCGACUUAAUAAAGAAGAAGUUCGUCAGUAUGUAGACAAGUUUCAAAAUGAGGUGGUUGUUGCCAAAGAUAAGUAUGAGCAGGAGAAGAAAAAACAAGAGAAACAUUUGCACACGCGAAUGAGUGCUUUAAAAAAACAAAAGCUUAGAGAAAAGGUGAAGGACAAUAACUCGAAACUUGAAGAGUUUGAAAACGAACAAAAGAAAAAGCAAGCAAAUGGCAAAUUUGAGUCUAGUGAAUACUUAGAUUCUAAACUGACGUUGUUUAGUAAACACAAGCUCAAACUAAAAGACACUGAGAAUGAGUUGGAUAAGGAGGCAGCGAGGAAACUGGAGGAAUUGAGGGAAAAACUAAGAGAAAAUAUGGAAGAAACUAUAGAGAAAACUAGGAACCAUCUUUAUUCUGAUCUCAAAAGCAAAGGUUUGACUAAGAAGAUGAAGGAUGAAAUAUUAGAGGAACAUCAAGAAAAAAGAGACCAACUGAGAAAAGAAAGGGACAAACGAAAAACAAAACAAGAAGAAGAAAUAAAGAAACGCUUAGCUGAAAAAAGAAAAAUAUGGGUAAAUAGGAAAGCAGACGAAAGAUAUGAACAAAUGCAAAUUCGUGAACAUGAAAGCAAAAUGGUUGGAAAACUUCUGGCAGCACAAUUAGUGAUGUCUGAAAUUGAUAGAUACAAGAUAAUGCAGGAACAUAAAAAACUGAUGGUCAAAUUAGAAAAUAACUUAACACUGAACAAACUUCACCAAAGGCGAAAAAUGGAAGAAAAAAUUGAAGUUAGAAGGGCAACAGAGAUGGAGAAAUUAGAGAGGCAACAGCAGCAAGAAAAGAGAAGACUUUUGCGAUCUAAGCAGCUUGGUAGUGAUAAUGAAGAUGAUAGAGAGGAAAGCCAGAUGAUGAUGAUUAAACAUGCUGAACAACGAUUAGCUCUGCUAAGUUCUGAGAAACCCCAGGCAGAGGAUGACUUUGAUAAUAUUCGUGUUGAGAUGCUUCAUGAGCGUUCACGAGAACUAAAGAAGCAGGAAGAAAAACUUGGUUCUAUGAUAGUAGAACUUCAGAUGGAAAAGGCCCGUGAGAUGGCUACAAUUCAAGAGCAACAGAAAGCACUUAUGCAAUUGAAAAUUAGCAUUUUGGAUGAUAUGACUGAGAGAGACAUCAUCCAGAAUUUACAAUCAAAGAAAAUUAUUGAAAAUUAUCGAAAGGAAAUCCGUCAACUGGAAGGUAAACUGAAUGAUGCCAGAGAAAAGCAGGAGAAAGAGUUCAAGAAGAAACUGAAAGAAAUGCAAGUGGAACGAGAGAAAGCAUUUCUUCAAGAGCAAGAGAUUUCACUCCAAAAAAUCGUAGAAAAGGAUGCUAAUAGUACUAAGGCCAGACUUAAAAAAGUUGCCGUAAAACACAAGCAAACAAUUGAACUUGAGAAUUUCAGACAAACUCUUCAGGUAGAAAUACGUCAGUCACUAGAAGAUCUAAGAAGACGUUUUGAAAUAAAGCAAUUAAAAGCAAUACAAGAUCAGGUAACCUGCUAAGUGUCUAUGACUAUAACAGAUUUAAUGUUAACCUUUGGGGUUGUGCAAGU